GCAACUUGCUGCUGAUAGCAUUUGUGAGUUACUUUGGAGCAAAGCUUCACAGACCAAGAAUGAUUGCUUUGGGCUGCACAGUUUUGUCAUUUGGCUGUCUUUUAAUAUCACUUCCACAUUUCCUAAUGGGACGAUACCAGAUUGAAAGCAGCAUUUCACCAUCUGAGAAUUCUUCAGUCAUGCCCUUGUACUUUCUUAAUCAGAGCUCUUCACCUACAGAGGAACCAUUAGAAGAUUGUGAAAAAGAGCCUGGAUCCAUGCUGUGGAUAUUUGUGAUGAUUGGAAACAUAAUACGAGGAAUGGGUGAAACUCCCAUCAUGCCUUUAGGCAUUUCAUAUUUGGAGGAUUUUGCCAAAGCAGAGAAUUCACCUUUCUACUUGGGAUGCCUACAAACAGCAACUGUGAUUGGACCAUUCCUUGGUUUCUUGUUGGGAUCAUUCUGUGCAAAACUGUUUGUGGAUGUGGGAUCAGUAAAUGCAGAGGACAUAACUAUAACAGUUACGGAUGCCCGCUGGGUUGGUGCAUGGUGGCUGGGCAUUUUGAUUUGUGCCUCACUGAAUCUCCUCGCAGGAAUACCCUUUUGGUUUUUGCCCAAGACCCUUGUGAAGGAAGGAGAAACCAAUGAACCUGAGGAGGUCCGUAAAAAAAGUGUAAUACUAUUGCAAGAAAAUGAAGCAGAGCAUGCCAAGCACAGCAAGCAUGGAAUUGCUAAAGGUGUUUACAACUUACCGGUUAUAUGCAUUGGGUAUUUUUUUGGAGGCUUGUUACUGAAGAAAUUCAAAACAAAUACCUUUCAGACUGCAAUGAUAGCAUUUUGUAUAUUCUUAUUGGAAUACCUGUUCUCCUUCAUGAUCUUCCGGAAUGUCUGUGACGCUUCACCAGUUGCUGGCUUA
Molecule: messenger RNA, 893 nt
Organism: Tinamus guttatus (white-throated tinamou)
Lineage: Eukaryota; Metazoa; Chordata; Aves; Tinamiformes; Tinamidae
Source: RefSeq, a predicted model, not a curated record